This is a messenger RNA of Acaromyces ingoldii, 2719 nucleotides long. RefSeq names its product RNI-like protein. Gene Ontology annotation, cellular component: nucleus; cytosol; perinuclear region of cytoplasm. The coding region runs from base 125 to 2560 and encodes 811 amino acids. The transcript is spliced from 2 exons. NCBI's taxonomy places the organism in Eukaryota, Fungi, Basidiomycota, Exobasidiomycetes, Exobasidiales, Cryptobasidiaceae. The record is from RefSeq and is a predicted model, not a curated record. Gene Ontology annotation, molecular function: GTPase activator activity; small GTPase binding. Gene Ontology annotation, biological process: activation of GTPase activity; nucleocytoplasmic transport.
CUCACUCGGACAGGCAGGAAGAAUUUUGCGUCAUCACGGAUCGCCCAGAGGUCGCCACGUUGACAUCAGCUUCAUCAUCUGCGACAGGAAGAAGAGAAGAGAGAGAGAGAGACACACACACACCAUGGCCACUUCCUCCUCUGAGAGCAGGAGCUAUUCGCUCCAUGGACGCAAUCUCAAGCUGACGACGCGCCAAGAGGCGCAGCCGUACGUCGACGAGCUCGAGCAGGUGCAGGAUCUCGAGGAGAUUCACCUGGGCGGCAACACGCUGGGCAUCGAGGCGUGCCAGGCAUUUGGAGAGAUCCUGUCCAAGAAAAAGACGCUCAAGGUGGCCGACUUUGCCGACAUCUUUACGGGACGGCUGAUCAGCGAGAUUCCCACGGCGCUGCGGGCGCUCUGUGACAGCCUCGUCUCGCACGAGCACCUCGAGGAGAUUGACCUGUCGGACAAUGCCUUUGGCGGGCGGAGCUCGGAGCCGAUGGUGAACCUGCUGAGCAACAACCACGCCAUCUCCAUCGUCAAGCUCAACAACAACGGCCUCGGCCCCCAGGGCGGCACCAUUGUGGCCGACGCGCUCUUCGAUGCCGCUGAAAAGGUAAAGGCAAAAGGCGGCAGAUCGAACCUGCGCACGCUCGUCUGCUCGCGCAACCGGCUCGAAGACGGCAGCUCCAAGGCCUGGGCCAGGGCGUUUGCCGCUCACGGCACGCUGCAGGAGGUGCGCAUGUUCCAGAACGGUAUCCGCAUGGACGGCAUCGAGCGAAUCGUCCGCGACGGCCUGGCGCACUGUCCCGACCUGCGCGAGGUCAACUUCAACGACAACACGGCGUUGCUCAAGGGAGGCAAGGCACUGGCGGACCUGCUGCCCUCGUGGCCCAAGCUUCGCAUCCUCCAUCUCGGCGACUGCCUCGUCCGAUCCAAGGGUGCCGCCCUUGUGUUUGAAGCGCUCGCCAAGGGAAAGAAUACCGACCUGGAGGAGCUCCACCUCGCCUACAACGAAGUGGACCGUGCGGGCCUCGACAAGCUGGGCGCCCUGCUCGAAGAGGACAGGCUGCCGGCUAUCAAGCUGAUCGACAUCAAUGGCAACUUUGCCGAUGAGGAGGACGAGUGCGUGGAGAGGAUCAAGGCUGCGCUGGCCAAGACGGGCAAGGAGGAUGCCCUUGGUGAUCUCGACGAGAUGGAGCCCGAUGGCGAGGAAGAGGAAGAGGAGGAGGAGGACGAAACAGAGGAGGAGGAGGACGAGCAAGAGGCGCCGGAAGUGGAUCACAAGAUGGAGGAUGUUGCUGCUGCCGCAGUCGCCGUACCGGCGGCGACUGCUGCCGUGGUGGGAGCGGCCGCGGCAGGUGCUGUAUCCGAGAGCGGCCUCGAAGACAAGCUCGCCAAUCUUUCCGUCGUGGGCGGCAGCAACAGUGGCGCCAAGGGAGAGAAUGCUGAAGAAGGGGCCAACAAAGAGGGUGACAAGCAGUCUGGCACCAGCACGACGAGGGAAGAGGACAAGCAGAUGGCAGAAGACGCAGCAGACGUGGCUGAGUCGGCCCAGGAGGUGCCGGAGGAGAAGCAGGGCGCAGAGGUAGCGGCCGACGUCGCAGAGAGCGCACAAGAAGUGCCAGAGGAGAAGCAGGGUGCAGAUGUCGCAGCAGAGGUCGCAGAGAGCGCGCAAGAGGUGCCUGAGGAGAAGCAAGGGGCAGAGGUAGCGGCCGACGUUGCAGAGAGCGCCCAGGAGGUGCCCGAGGAGAAGGAGGGCGCGGAAGUGGCGGCCCCAGUCUCGCAGUCUGCUCAAGAGGUGCCGGAAGAGAAGGAGAUUACCGACAAGAACGAGGCUUCUGAAUCGGCUCCGCAGGAAUCAGCCGUUGCCGCUGGGGCUGCUGUUGCGGGUGCACUCGGUGUUGGUGCUCUUGCCGCAACGACAGCUAGCUCUGCUCCGGCUUCGAGAGAGGAAGCCACCGAGGCGGCGCUGCCCACCAGCUCUUCAAUCACAAAGGAUGCUCCAGAGUCCCAACCAGCGAAGGAGGAGGAGAAGGAGGAGGCAGCAGCCAUCGCUCCUGUUGCCACAGCCGUGCCAGUCGAAGCUGCGCUCGUCGCCGACACGCCCGCCGCGAUCGAAUCGACGACGACGACGGCCGCUUCGACCGAGGCAAAGGACAAGCAGAUUGACUCGCUGGCAGACCAGCUUCAGGAGGCAAGCCUGUCGGCACCGGAAAAGCAGCAGGUGGACGCAGAGAGCCCCGCGCCUGCCGCGUCUUCGGCUUCGACGGCUGCCUCUGCGCCUACAAGUGCUGCUGCUACUGCUGCUGCUGCUGCUACCACAACCACCCCCGCCGCCGCAUCGCAUGGACGUCGCGGCACUUCGAGGGCCACCCAAGGUUCCGUCGACCUCUCUGGCGAACUCUACGGCCAGGACGGCGGACGCAGUGCUGUGGCCGAGGCAUCAUCCACCAAUGGCCAGCCCGAGGCCGGCUCGUCGGCAAAAGAGCCAGAAGAGGAGCAGGUCCAGGAGACGCCAAAGAAGAAGCGAGGCUUCCGCGCAGCCAUGGGCGCCGUCCGUGAGCUGCUGAGGGGCUAAAGUGACAAUCUGUCCAAGAGGAGAGGGAAUGAAGAAGGUGUGGGAAGAAAGUGUAUACCUUAUCAACGAAAUCGUCGCAUUCUUUAGCAUGUCAUUAGAGAGAAAGGAUGAGAGACGAAUGAAAAAGGGGCAGGAGAAGCCACUUGUCGCUACGCUUAC